UUUCUAUAUCUCCAUGUUCCUCUGACUCUGCCAUGUCCUCUGUAUCUCCAACCUACCUUGACCCCACAACCCUUUCUAUGUCUCCAUGUUCCUCUGACUCUGCCAUGUCCUUUGUAUCUCCAACCUCCCCUGACUCCGCUACCCUUUCUAUGUCUCCAUGUUCCUCUGACUCUAACAUAUCCUCUGUAUCUCCAACCUCCCCUGACCCCACAACCCUUUCUAUGUCUCCAUGUUCCUCUGACUCUGCCAUGUCCUCUGUAUCUCCAACCUACCUUGACCCCACAACCCUUUCUAUAUCUCCAUGUUCCUCUGACUCUGCCAUGUCCUCUGUAUCUCCAACCUACCUUGACCCCACAACCCUUUCUAUGUCUCCAUGUUCCUCUGACUCUGCCAUAUCCUCUGUAUCUCCAACCUCCCCUGACUCCACUACCCUUUCUAUGUCUCCAUGUUCCUCUGACUCUAACAUAUCCUCUGUAUCUCCUGCCUCCCCUGACUCCGCUACCCUUUCUAUGUCUCCAUGUUCCUUUGACCCGGCCAUGUCCUCUGUAUCUCCAACCUACCUUGACCCCACAACCCUUUCUAUGUCUCCAUGUUCCUCUAACUCUAACAUAUCCUCUGUAUCUCCUGCCUACCUUGACCCCGCUACCCGUUCUAUGUCUCCAUUUUCCUCUGACGCUGCCAUGUCCUCUGUAUCUCCAACCUACCUUGACCCCACAACCCUUUCUAUGUCUCCAUGUUCCUCUGACUCUAACAUAUCCUCUGUAUCUCCUGCCUACCUUGACCCCGCUACCCGUUCUAUGUCUCCAUUUUCCUCUGACGCUGCCAUGUCCUCUGUAUCUCCAACCUACCUUGACCCCGCUACCCGUUCUAUGUCUCCAUGUUCCUUUGACCCGGCCAUGUCCUCUGUAUCUCCAACCUACCUUGACCCCGCUACCCGUUCUAUGUCUCCAUGUUCCUCUGACUCUGCCAUGUCCUCUGUAUCUCCAACCUACCUUGACCCCACAACCCUUUCUAUGUCUCCAUGUUCCUCUGACUCUAACAUAUCCUCUGUAUCUCCUGCCUACCUUGACCCCGCUACCCGUUCUAUGUCUCCAUAUUCCUUUGACCCGGCCAUGUCCUCUGUAUCUCCAACCUACCUUGACCCCACAACCCUUUCUAUGUCUCCAUGUUCCUCUGACUCUGCCAUGUCCUCUGUAUCUCCAACCUACCUUGACCCCGCUACCCGUUCUAUGUCUCCAAGUUCCUCUGACUCUGCCAUGUCCUCUGUAUCUCCAACCUACCUUGACCCCACAACCCUUUCUAUGUCUCCAUGUUCCUCUGACUCUAACAUAUCCUCUGUAUCUCCUGCCUACCUUGACCCCGCUACCCUUUCUAUGUCUCCAUUUUCCUCUGACGCUGCCAUAUCCUCUGUAUCUCCAACCUCCCCUGACUCCGCUACCCUUUCUAUGUCUCCAUGUCCCUCUGACUCUGCCAUAUCCUCUGUAUCUCCAACCUCCCCUGACCCCACAACCCUUUCUAUGUCUCCAUGUUCCUCUGACUCUAACAUAUCCUCUGUAUCUCCUGCCUACCUUGACCCCGCUACCCGUUCUAUGUCUCCAUGUUCCUUUGACCCGACCAUGUCCUCUGUAUCUCCAACCUACCUUGACCCCACAACCCUUUCUAUGUCUCCAUGUUCCUCUGACUCUAACAUAUCCUCUGUAUCUCCUGCCUACCUUGACCCCGCUACCCGUUCUAUGUCUCCAUGUUCCUCUGACUCUGCCAUGUCCUCUGUAUCUCCAACCUACCUUGACCCCGCUACCCGUUCUAUGUCUCCAUUUUCCUCUGACGCUGCCAUGUCCUCUGUAUCUCCAACCUACCUUGACCCCGCUACCCGUUCUAUGUCUCCAUGUUCCUUUGACCCGGCCAUGUCCUCUGUAUCUCCAACCUAUCUUGACCCCACAACCCUUUCUAUGUCUCCAUGUUCCUCUGACUCUAACAUAUCCUCUGUAUCUCCUGCCUACCUUGACCCCGCUACCCGUUCUAUGUCUCCAUGUUCCUUUGACCCGGCCAUGUCCUCUGUAUCUCCAACCUACCUUGACCCCACAACCCUUUCUAUGUCUCCAUGUUCCUCUGACCCGGCCAGGUCCUCUGUAUCUCCAACCUACCUUGACCCCACAACCCUUUCUAUGUCUCCAUGUUCCUCUGACUCUAACAUAUCCUCUGUAUCUCCUGCCUACCUUGACUCCGCAACCCUUUCUAUGUCUCCAUGUUCCUCUGACUCUGCCAUAUCCUCUGUAUCUCCAACCUCCCCUGACUCCGCUACCCUUUCUAUGUCUCCAUGUCCCUCUGACUCUAACAUAUCCUCUGUAUCUCCUGCCUCCCCUGACUCCGCUACCCUUUCUAUGUCUCCAUGUCCCUCUGACUCUGCCAUAUCCUCUGUAUCUCCAACCUCCCCUGACCCCACAACCCUUUCUAUGUCUCCAUGUUCCUCUAACUCUAACAUAUCCUCUGUAUCUCCUGCCUACCUUGACCCCGCUACCUGUUCUAUGUCUCCAUUUUCCUCUGACGCUGCCAUGUCCUCUGUAUCUCCAACCUACCUUGACCCCGCUACCCGUUCUAUGUCUCCAUGUUCCUUUGACCCGGCCAUGUCCUCUGUAUCUCCAACCUAUCUUGACCCCACAACCCUUUCUAUGUCUCCAUGUUCCUCUGACUCUAACAUAUCCUCUGUAUCUCCUGCCUACCUUGACCCCGCUACCCGUUCUAUGUCUCCAUGUUCCUUUGACCCGGCCAUGUCCUCUGUAUCUCCAACCUACCUUGACCCCACAACCCUUUCUAUGUCUCCAUGUUCCUCUGACCCGGCCAGGUCCUCUGUAUCUCCAACCUACCUUGACCCCACAACCCUUUCUAUGUCUCCAUGUUCCUCUGACUCUAACAUAUCCUCUGUAUCUCCUGCCUACCUUGACUCCGCAACCCUUUCUAUGUCUCCAUGUUCCUCUGACUCUGCCAUAUCCUCUGUAUCUCCAACCUCCCCUGACUCCGCUACCCUUUCUAUGUCUCCAUGUCCCUCUGACUCUGCCAUAUCCUCUGUAUCUCCAACCUCCCCUGACCCCACAACCCUUUCUAUGUCUCCAUGUUCCUCUGACUCUAACAUAUCCUCUGUAUCUCCUGCCUACCUUGACCCCGCUACCCGUUCUAUGUCUCCAUGUUCCUUUGACCCGGCCAUGUCCUCUGUAUCUCCAACCUACCUUGACCCCACAACCCUUUCUAUGUCUCCAUGUUCCUCUGACUCUAACAUAUCCUCUGUAUCUCCUGCCUACCUUGACCCCGCUACCCUUUCUAUGUCUCCAUUUUCCUCUGACGCUGCCAUGUCCUCUGUAUCUCCAACCUACCUUGACCCCGCUACCCGUUCUAUGUCUCCAUGUUCCUUUGACCCGGCCAUGUCCUCUGUAUCUCCAACCUACCUUGACCCCACAACCCUUUCUAUGUCUCCAUGUUCCUCUGACGCUGCCAUAUCCUCUGUAUCUCCUGCCUACCUUGACCCCGCUACCCGUUCUAUGUCUCCAUUUUCCUCUGACGCUGCCAUGUCCUCUGUAUCUCCAACCUCCCCUGACCCCACAACCCUUUCUAUGUCUCCAUUUUCCUCUGACUCUAACAUAUCCUCUGUAUCUCCUGCCUACCUUGACCCCACAACCCUUUCUAUGUCUCCAGGUUCCUCUGACGCUGCCAUAUCCUCUGUAUCUCCAACCUCCCCUGAACCCACAACACUUUCUAUGUCUCCAUGUUCCUCUGACCCGGCCAUGUCCUCUGUAUCUCCCACCUACCUUGACCCCACAACCCUUUCUAUGUCUCCAUGUUCCUGUGACUCUGCCAUAUCCUCUGUAUCUCCCACCUAUCUUGACCCCACUACCCGUUCUAUGUCUCCAUGUUCCUGUGACUCUGCCAUAUCCUCUGUAUCUCCCACAACCCGUUCUAUGUCUCCAUGAUCUUUUGACCCUGUCAUAUCCUCUUUGUUUCAGAACUCUGGCUGCAACAGCCCUCCUGCCUAUGUAGACCUUAUCCUUGUUGACUGUAUUUUUCACAUUAUGAGCAGGA
Labrus mixtus (cuckoo wrasse) is the source of this 4071-nucleotide messenger RNA. Its product is annotated as mucin-2-like. The record is from RefSeq and is a predicted model, not a curated record. Lineage: Eukaryota; Metazoa; Chordata; Actinopteri; Labriformes; Labridae. Bases 33 to 3962 code for a protein of 1309 amino acids. The transcript has 2 exons.